AAUAUGACGUCGUUUGCGCUCAUCGAGGCGCAGCUGCAGUCGACGGCCGCGUACGAGCAGUCGGAUGCCUCCGCGCUCCUCUUCGACCAUUGGUACGACCUCGCCAAGGCCUACGCGGCCAACUUUGGCCCCGACACCGUGCCGCAGAUGCUCCACGAGACGCGCCACGCCCUCGCCAUUGCCCUCACAACGUACUCGCCCGACCGCCUCCGCGACCCGUCCACCGACAUGUACGCUGUCCGCGAGCUCCUCCGGCAUGCGCAAAAGAUCUUUGAGAUUCUGCGCACGAAGCCCAAGUUUACAGCCCUCCUGGACCCGCUCGUCGCCGAGGAAGAUGCGAGGAACGCGCUCUGCGCGUGGCUCAUCGAUGUGGGCGUGCCGGCCCUCGAAGCGAUCGGGCUCUCGGAAACGUCGCCUGCCAACGUCCGCGUCGAC
Saprolegnia parasitica CBS 223.65 is the source of this 435-nucleotide messenger RNA. RefSeq lists its product as hypothetical. The annotation marks the transcript as partial. The transcript has 4 exons. The record is from RefSeq and is a predicted model, not a curated record. Lineage: Eukaryota; Oomycota; Saprolegniomycetes; Saprolegniales; Saprolegniaceae.